UACAAGAGAUAGCCUAGUUAUAUACUCUAUUCUCACAUCUUCUCUUGCUCACAAUGUCAUUUCACCAUGGAAAUAUCAACAAUGUCACAAGCCAUGCAACUCCAUGCCCAUUUACUCAAAUCGGGUCGACCCGAAUCCAACCAAACCCAAACCCAAAAUCUCAGCAAACUCUUCACUUUCACAGCUCUUUCACCUUCAGGUAACCUCACAUAUGCUCACAAUAUCCUAACAACACUUAAAACCCCAAAUUCAUAUUACUACAACACCCUAAUCCGUGCAUAUUCGGAUUCGCCCGACCCGACCCGAUCCAUAACACUCUUCCUCACCAUGCAUUGUAAAGAUGACCCGGUUGUGCCCCGACCCGACAAGUUUACUUACCCGUUUGUACUCAAAGGUUGUUGUAAAUUAAGGGAUGUAAAGUUAGGUAAAAUGAUGCAUGGGUUGAUUUUGAAGUCGGGUUUUAUAUCGGAUCGUUAUGUGAACAAUGCACUUAUUCAUAUGUAUUCGGGUUGUGGUGAUUCGGGUCAUGCUUAUAAGGUGUUUGAUGAAAUGCCUGAGAGAGAUGUUGUUUCUUGGACUUCGGUUAUUGAUGGUUUUGUCGAUAAUAAUCGACCCAUUGAAGCUAUUAAGUUGUUUGAGGUUAUGAUGGAGAGUGGGGUUGACCCGAAUGAAGCGACUCUUGUUUCGGUUUUACGUGGUUGUGCUGAUACCGGAGCGUUGAGUAUCGGGAAAAAUGUUGAUGAAUUUGUUAAGGAGAGGAAACUUAGUAUGAAGGCGAAUGUGGGGACUGCGCUUAUUGACAUGUACACGAAAUGUGGGUGCAUAGAUAAUGCGCGACGAGUGUUUAAUGAGACGAUGGAUAAGGAUGUUUAUGCUUGGACCGCGAUGAUAUCAGGUCUUGCAAGUCACGGGUUAUCAGAAGAAGCUAUGGAACAUUUUGAGGAGAUGAAGAGUUGUGGUGUAAAGCCCGAUGAAAGAACGAUGACUGCUGUUUUGUCGGCUUGUAGGAAUGCUGGUUGGAUUGGUAAAGGGUUGUAUCAUUUAAGGAGUACUAUGAAGAAGUAUAAGUUAAGACCGACGAUUCAGCAUUAUGGAUGUAUAGUAGACAUGUUUGUGCGUGCUGGCCAGUUAGAGGAGGCCGAGCUGUUUAUUAAGAAGAUGCCUAUUGAUCCGGAUGUUGUGUUAUGGAGAACGUUGUUAUGGGGUUGUAAAAUUCACGGAGAUGUUGAAAGGAGCGAACGUUUAGUGAAGGACGUUGAGCUUUUGAAAAUGGACACUCGUGAUUGUGGGAGUUAUGUACUUCUUGGGAAUGUCUAUGCAGCCAACGGGAAUUGGAAGGAGAAAGCGAAGAUGAGAGAGUUGAUGAAUCAAAGAGGGUUAGUGAAGACACCGGGGACUAGCAGAAUUGAGAUUGAUGGGCUGAUCCAUGAAUUUACAGCUGGAGACUCGAGACAUGUUGAAGCAGAUAAUAUAUACGCGAAAUUGGAUGAAUUAGAACAGAAUGUUAGAAGAGAAGGUUACGAUCCCAAAGUUUCGGAGGUGUUACUUGAAAUAGAUAAUGACGAGAAAGCAUCGCAGCUUCUCCACCACAGUGAGAAACUCGCAUUGUCGUUUGGACUUAUCAAAACUAAUCCGGGAACUGUGAUUAGGAUAGUGAAGAACUUAAGGUCUUGUGAGGACUGUCAUUCUUUCAUGAAACUAGUCUCGAAGUUAUACCAAAGAGAGAUCAUCAUUAGGGACCGUAUCCGUUACCAUUACUUCAAAGGUGGUGAAUGUUCUUGUGGAGAUAGAUGGUGAUCGUAGUAGUCGUUACUGAGAAAAUGUACCAACUGUUGGAUUUUCGCAGUUUUGAAGGACUUUGGAUGUUGAUUUGCAUCUACAUUUUGGCAUCGAUGAUCUCAGUUUUGAUCUCUCAACCCGUUAUUUCACAAGUCCGACCAAUGUAGGACGACUAUUAGUGACUAUAGAGCGGCCAACAUAGUUACAAAAGAAAAAGAGGCACAAGAAAAAUCUGAUUGCAAUGUUUAAGAUUUUGUAACACACCUAUCGUUUUUACUUUCUAAAGUUGUAUGAAGAUGUUUAUACUAUUUGUUUGUCUCCCUAUUUAACUUUGCAUUGUCAUUACACGAAACUUAACUACAUUUUGGCAUCAA
Messenger RNA from Lycium barbarum (goji berry), 2153 nucleotides. RefSeq names its product pentatricopeptide repeat-containing protein At4g21065-like. Gene Ontology annotation, biological process: RNA modification. The record is from RefSeq and is a predicted model, not a curated record. The transcript has a single exon. Lineage: Eukaryota; Viridiplantae; Streptophyta; Magnoliopsida; Solanales; Solanaceae. Gene Ontology annotation, molecular function: zinc ion binding; RNA binding; protein binding. The coding region runs from base 67 to 1797 and encodes 576 amino acids.